Molecule: messenger RNA, 240 nt
Organism: Phytophthora nicotianae INRA-310
Lineage: Eukaryota; Oomycota; Peronosporomycetes; Peronosporales; Peronosporaceae
Exons: 1
Coding region: 1-240 (79 amino acids)
Source: RefSeq, a predicted model, not a curated record
AUGGACCACCGAGGGUAUCUUGUGGUGGUAAUUAGAAUCUCGGACCGUGCCAGAGCGUUCCAUCUAGUGGCGGUGUUUAUUGUAUUGCAAGAAAAUCAGCUCGUGUUUGAAACUGUUCUUCUUGCGGUUUUCUACUACGUGACUACUCGUGAUCUCCAGGUACGAUGCGUGAUGGCCGACGCGGACCAGGCACAGUACAACGCGCUCAACAGGGUGUUUGGGCACAUUCCGGGCUUCUAG